Molecule: messenger RNA, 4053 nt
Organism: Sphaeramia orbicularis (orbiculate cardinalfish)
Lineage: Eukaryota; Metazoa; Chordata; Actinopteri; Kurtiformes; Apogonidae
Gene: sema3c
Product: sema domain, immunoglobulin domain (Ig), short basic domain, secreted, (semaphorin) 3C
Exons: 18
Coding region: 292-2592 (766 amino acids)
Biological process (GO): negative chemotaxis; positive regulation of cell migration; axon guidance
Cellular component (GO): plasma membrane
Molecular function (GO): chemorepellent activity; semaphorin receptor binding
Source: RefSeq, a predicted model, not a curated record
GGGGGGACUUCAGUGGAGAGUGUGUAAUAGGACACCCGCUCUCUCUGUCUUUUCGCUUUCCUCUCCUCUCCUCUCUCAGUCAAGCCUUCUCUGUGAGCACUUAGAUGGAAUAGCAGCAUUUUUCUUCUUUGGUGUCACUGAAGGAGGCUGGAAACAAGGUGCUUCCAAGAGGGGAAAAAUCUGAUCCGGACCUGGUUCAGCACCUUGGCUUCUUCAUUUGAGACCAGUCACGCAAAGGAGAUAGCUCCUGAAAGGUAGUGUUGACUGGCUGUGGUUGCUGAGCAGUGCAUCAUGGGCAGGCCGGAGGGGUUGGCCAGGCCACCUCUGGUGUUGGCCAUGGCGCUGUCCCUCCUGGCUCUCCUUUUACUCUCCACUGGGGUCUCCAGCCUCCCACAGCCUCUGCCAAGAGUUUUCCUUUCCUUCGAAGAGCUGCAGGCCUCUCAGUCUUUUGAACACUACAGUAUAUCAGACAAAGCCAUGGACUACAGGAUCCUGCAGAUGGAUGAGGACCAGGACAGGAUGUAUGUGGGCUGCAAGGACCAUGUCCUUUCCAUGGACAUCAACAAUAUCACUCAUGGCACACUCAAGGUGUUUUGGCCUGCAUCUACCAGCAAAAUAGAAGAAUGUCAAAUGGCAGGAAAGGACCCCACGCAUGGCUGUGGCAACUUUAUUCGAGUAGUGCAGCCUUACAACAGGACUCAUCUGUUCAUGUGUGGCAGUGGAGCGUACAGUCCUGUCUGUGUGUACAUCAACAGGGGACGCAGACCAGAGGAACAAGUAUUUCACAUCGACUCCAGGACUGAAUCUGGAAAAGGGAGGUGCUCCUUUAACCCUCAAGUGAAUACAGUUUCCGUCAUGCUCAACCAGGAGCUGUUCUCGGGCAUGUACAUUGACUUCAUGGGGACAGAUGCUGCCAUCUUCAGGAGCUUGACCAAGAGAAAUGCAGUGAGGACAGAUCAACAUAACUCCAAGUGGCUUAGUGAGCCAAUCUUUAUCGAUGCCCACCUGAUACCAGAUGGAACAGAUCCAAAUGAUGCCAAACUGUAUUUUUUCUUCCGAGAGAGACUAACAGACAACAGUGGAAAUACUAAAAAUAUCCACACCAUGGUAGCCAGAGUGUGUCCAAAUGAUAUCGGAGGCCAGCGGAGCCUCGUGAACAAGUGGACUACUUUCCUUAAAGCCCGGAUGGUGUGUUCUGUUUUGGAGGAGGACGGCACUGAGACACACUUUGAUGAGCUUGAAAGUGUGUUUUUGCUGGAAACUGAUCAGCCCAAGGGUCUGUUGGUGUUUGGAGUCUUCACAUCCACAAGCUCGGUGUUUAAAGGAUCAGCCGUGUGUAUGUACAACAUGGCCGACAUCCUCACUGUCUUCAAUGGGCCGUUCGCUCACAGAGACGGACCAAACUUCCAGUGGGUGGCUUUCCAGGGCCGCAUUCCUUAUCCCAGACCUGGAACUUGUCCUGGAGGUGCCUUCACACCCGAUAUUCAGACAACUAAGGAGUUUCCGGAUGACGUGGUGACCUUUGUAAGAAACCACCCAGUAAUGUUCAACCCCAUCUAUCCAGUCGGUAGGAGACCUCUGGUGGUUCGUACUAAUGCUGACUACAAAUACACAUCUGUGGCCGUGGACCAGGUCAUGGCUGCCGAUGGCAACUAUCAAGUGCUGUUCCUGGGCACAGACAAAGGUACAAUACAGAAGGUGAUUGUGCUGCCAAGCAAUCAUUCCCUACACGAAGAUCUGAUCCUGGAGGAGCUGGAAGUGUUUAAGAACCAGGCUCCUGUUACAAACUUGAGAAUAUCCUCAAAAAAACAACAGCUGUACGUCAGCUCGGAGUACGGGGUCUCACAGGUCUCCCUGCACCGUUGUCACGCUUACGGCUCAGCUUGCGCUGACUGCUGCCUCGCCAGAGACCCCUACUGCGCCUGGGAUGGACUCAGCUGCUCUCGCUUCUAUCCCACUGGCAAAAGGAGGAGCAGAAGACAGGACAUCAUGUAUGGAAAUCCACUCACUCAGUGCAGAGGAUUUAAUCUAAAAGCCUACAGGAAUGCAGCAGAGAUGAUGCAAUACGGAGUGAAAAACAACACCACCUUUUUGGAGUGUCUGCCCAAGUCUCCCCAGGCCUCGAUCCGCUGGCUUAUUCAGAGGGAUAACGACAGGAGGAAAGAGGUGAAACUGAGUGACCGUGUCCUUUCCACGGAGCAUGGGCUGCUCAUCCGCUCCGUCCAGCUGUCCGACCAGGGCCUUUACUACUGCCUGACCACGGAGAAUGGCUUCAAACGCACUGUUGCUAAGAUCCGCCUGCGUGUGCUGAGCGAGGCCAUGGUGAGCGUCCUGACAGACAAGCAGCAAUCACCGUGGGCAUGGGCCAGCUCUUUACACCCAAAGGUACUGCUGGCAGCCUUCAGUCCUGCAGAGAGCUUGGCUGUACAGCAGUACUGCAAAGAGAGGAAGGAGCUCCAGAACCUCCAGCAGAGGCAGCAGCAGCAGCCCCCUCCACCGCCUGGACCUCUAAGGGGAGACCUGGCCAAACUGAAGCCCCUGCUGGACCGCAGGAAGAGCCGCAACCGCCGUAAUCACCUCCCAGAGGUCUGACAGAGUGGGCUGGCAGCUGCACAAACUGACACACACAUCUAACUCUGUUCCAAAACGCAUCCAGGCACUAACAAAUCCUCAACUCCCAACUCUCAUCUGAAACUGCAGAGCUGCACCGAGGAUGUACAGUGAGCUGAGGAGGUGGGUGUGAGGGGUCGUUGUUUGGGUAUUUCUCUUCUUUCUUCAACAGAGUGCAUGAGGAACUCUGAUCACUGGGCUGCGACACACACUAAUACACACGCACCGGCACACACAAGCCAUCGGUUUACUGUUGCUCCACAAUCUGUGGCCCUGUUUGCAGAGGCACUAACAAACUGUGGCCUCAGUUUAUGACACCUUUUUGCCACUUAUAUUUUAAACAUUAGGGCAGAACAAGCAGAGUAUUGGUUUACGAUGUAUUUGUUCCUGGAAAAAGGGGAUGUUCAUUUUACAUAAACAGAGAUGACUGAAAAGGGACAAAUGCCAGGCAGAUGCAUGUUCAACAGUGGGUGCUCUCACUCUCUGUUCUACUUUACCAGUAUUUUAUGAAACUCAUACUUCUGAACAUUAUUUUUAACUAACAAAUAUGUCUGUCCUGUGAAAAUUAUUGAGCUCUGUGGACAUGUGUAGGGUAAUAAAAAGGCAGUUCAUGAGGAAUGUUUGCUAAACUUCAAUAGCUGACAGGUCAUAAAACACUCAAAUUGAAACUGUAGAUAAAUUCUGUGUGAGCUGUAGUGCACAUCUUGUAUAAUCGCUUGUGUAUUUAUUCCUGUUGCUCAGACAUACACUUAAGUGAAUGUGCCUCACUGUAACUCAGCUGCAUAUUGUACCAUAAGUGUUUCCAGCACAGAAGCAUGUUAAUAGAAGUUUGUCAUAAUGUAGACGUCUCUUGUCUGGAUUAGAUUAGAGAAACCAAACUGACAGAUGUGCACAUUUUGGUUUUUGCAAGUAAUAUACAUUUGUGUAAUAUUUGGAAAUACAAAGCCUUCAUCCCAACUUGCUUCUCUAGAUCCAAAUCUUCCACUUUCUGCACAGCAUGAAAUGUGGAUAUCCUUUUAAAUCAGAAUUAGUAUAGUUACAGUUAUAUAGUCAGUGACAUAGACCAUUAGAUAUGUGAAUAGGCUCCUUUUUCAGAAGCAUAGCCAGUGUAGAUAGUGAUGAUUUGUUGCUUGUGUACAGUUUUUUCAUGCUUUUAAUUUAAUGUUGUGCUGAGUUUUGUGGAAAUUUGUCUUCAUUGUGUACAUAAUUUCAACAUAUUUCACCACCUAUGACUGUAUCUGCAAAUUGCAGAGAUAUAUUAUACAGUAAAUUUUUAUUUGGAAAAAAAUACUUGCUUCCUACAGAUCUCUGCUCCAUGUUUGAGAAAUCUCUGUGAUCAGUAUCAUGUCAUUUAACUCAAUGUAAUUUCAGUAUUACUAAAUAUAUGUAUUUUUAUUUAUUAAUGUAAUGAUAGCCUGAAUAAAUCUGGUCAUUUGAGUUUUA